AGUGUGCGUGUGACAUUUGAAGUUUUGUGAGCAAGUGAAUAGUUAUUGGGGAUUUUAAAGUGAAAAUGGCUUUAAGGAAAGUAAUAAGUAGAAGCUUAAAAAAGCUUUUGGCUACCAGAACUUAUUCCUUAAAUCUGUGCUUGAAGCAGAGCGUGUGGACGCCAGAAAAUAUUGUUCAGUCGCCUUACAAGCCAGUCGAUAUACCUAAUAGGAUACUCACCGAGCAUAUUUGGGAGAACUUGGAAAGAUGGCCUGAUAAAACAGCCAUGGUCUGCGGUCUGACUAAUAGAUCGAUCACAUAUCAUCAACUUUAUAGGUUAUCUAAAACAUUUGGUGCUCAACUACGAACAAAAUUUCAAAUAACUGAUGGUGAUAUAGUUUGUGUGAUGAUGAAUAAUGUACCAGAAUAUGCACCAGUAAUUUUCGGAAUAAUCGAAGCUGGAGCCUUAGUGACUACGGUCAAUCCUACUUAUACACCCUAUGAAGUCCACAGACAGCUAGUACUGUCAAAUCCUAAAGCAUUAGUUGGAAUUCCUGAAACAGUACCGGUAUUAAAAGAAGCACUAAAACUAGCUAAAAAAAAUAUUCCCAUUAUAUGCUGUGAUACGAAAUCUAACCUUCCUGUUGGAACAGUAUCUUUUCAAGAAUUGAUCGAAGACAAUCAUGUUAACUUAGAAGUUUUAAAAGAAGUUAAUAUGAAUUCUGAAGAUGUUGUAUUAUUGCCUUAUUCUAGCGGGACCACUGGAUUACCAAAAGGUGUAGAGCUUACAAAUAGGAAUAUAGUUGCUAAUUGUAUUCAACAAGAUGACGAAGAAACUCGACAUUUCGACGACACUACAAUUGAAAAUCAAGACUCCGUAUUGGCUGUGCUUCCAUUCUAUCAUAUUUAUGGGCUAUGUAUAGUUAUGAUCCACAAAUUAAGUGUUGGCUGCAAAGUAGUUACAGUACCCAAAUUUCAUCCCAAUACUUUCAUAGCUACAUUAGAGAAAUUCAAUAUUAGCUUACUUUGUGCAGCGCCACCAUUAGUUCUUUUUCUGGGCUCACAUGAUGGUGUGAAAUCAAAACACCUGGAACCUGUAAAAAGAUUAACAAGCGGUGCAGCACCAUUACCUAAGCCUGAUAUUGAAAAACUUAUCAAAAAAGCCCAGAAUAUACAAAUGCUUCAAGUUUACGGAUUGACAGAAACAUCGCCAUUGGUGACAACACUCACUGCUGGAUCUCAAAAUUAUACUUCUGCUGGAAAGCCUAUAUCAAACACUGAAUUAAAAGUAAUCAACUCGGAAGGAAAAAGUUUAGGACCAAAUAAGGUAGGAGAACUUCUGAUUAGAGGACCACAAGUAAUGCGAGGUUAUAAAGACAAUCCUGAAGCUACUAAAAAUUGUAUUACAGAAGAUGGUUGGUUUAAAUCUGGUGAUCUAGCAUCACUUGAUAAUGAUGGAUCGUUAACUAUUGCAGAUAGAUUAAAAGAAUUAAUAAAGGUUAAAGGAUAUCAAGUUGCUCCAGCAGAAUUGGAAAGUGUUAUCAAAGAACAUCCAGCUGUUCUUGAUGCUGGUGUAAUUGGAGUUCCAGACCAGAGUACUGGCGAACGACCAAAGGCUUUUGUUGUAUUAAAAGAGGGAUACAGAUCAGAAAAGAACGAUAUAGCGAAUUUUGUAGCUGAAAGGGUCACAGAAUAUAAAAGACUUAAGGAAAUCGUAUUCAUGGAUAGUUUACCAAAAAAUCCAUCAGGAAAACUAUUGAGAAGAGUUUUGAGGGAAAAAUAUUGCUAGCACAAAUAUUAUUUAAAGUUUUGUAAAUAUUAUGGAUUACCUUUUAGAGUCUUUGAAAACUUCCCGUUUUAAUUUCCUGUCUUUGAGAACAAAUAACUAUUAAAUACAUUCAACAUUAUUACCUACAAAUAUUAACAUUAAAUCUUCUCAAUAAAUGUGUGGCUGAAUAAAAUUCAAUGUUAAUUUAAAUGUAGUAUAC
Diatraea saccharalis (sugarcane borer) is the source of this 1968-nucleotide messenger RNA. The record is from the annotation of a GenBank genome assembly. Lineage: Eukaryota; Metazoa; Arthropoda; Insecta; Lepidoptera; Crambidae.